CUCACGGCAGUCUUUUGGCGGUCAAGAACGAGGCUUGAAACAAGGCAGGGAAAGACAGAAAGGUGCCGUCUUUUGGCGGUCAGUUAACCCGUUAAGGAGGGAAGCAGCGUACGAAGACCUGAGCCUUGGCAGAGAAGGCCUUUGUUGCACAGGCAAAUGGCGGGUGCGUGUCUGCUGUUGUCUCUGCUCGCCCUGACAAGCGUUGUUGUUCGUUUCCAGCAACCCUUUAUCAACCCAGCUGAGUCAGGCGAGGAGCGUCUUGCUGAAUUUCUCACAGACAGACACGACCAUCAGCACGGCAGCGAUGUUGACGCGAGGGACAGCACAGGUACUGAGAGAAAUCAGCGGCAUCCGAUUGCACUCAUUUCUCCCUGUUUAUUGUUGUUCUCGCUGAUUGGUGCAGGUGUGCUCAGCCGCAGCCAGGUGUGCUCAGCCGCAGCCAGGCGUUGUGCGAAUGCGAGAUAGCCAGGCUACGCGAGUCGGCGGUCCUCCAGCGCAUGGCUGCCUUGCAGGGCCUUCUUCAGAAGUCCCCCGUGUGUGGUGAAGGUGGAUACAGCUUCGCCAGCCUGUGUCUGGCUCUCUGCCAGGGAUUCGACGUGGGCGAAAAGGGCAUCACAGGCGGGGGAUGCCCACCGUACAGUGCCAACAAGUGAGUGAGCCUGCCCGCCCUCCCCAAUCAUCUGCCUGUCUGUGGUCUUGCACGUGUGUAUCUUCAGAAAUCUCGUGUUGCCACCUGCGAUUGAGCUGCGGCGCAUAUUGAGCAGCAAGAGGCCCCAGGAUGUCGCCUACCUGGGCCGCAUCAAGCCACGCGAGCCGCCUAAUCCCCUCAGCCCGUUCGAUCGCAAAGCAGCCGAUCACUUGGUCCCUCCCCCGACAAAUGCAUCGGUAUGGGAGGGACUCUCGGGGCUGUCCAAUCGCUCCUACGCUGUGAGGGGAGGAGAUGUCUAUCUGGUGGACAACGUCAUGCCAGAGGAGCUGCGCAACCUCACUACCAGCUUCUGUCGUGAUGGUGUCUGUCCUGCGGGCAGCCGGGGCGGCUCGCAGGCAGUUGACCAAGAGAACGAGAUAGCAACGAACGAGAUGGGGCCCUGCCCCGAAAGUAACAACAGGAGCUGCCACGAGCCUGAUCAUAGAAUACUCGUCCAUGACUCGAGACAAGCGCCCUUCAACAUGGUCGGGCGCUUGAUGACUGAGAAUGGGGGCUGUACUGGGAGCCUCGUGUUCGACAAAUACGUCUUGACGAACGCACAUUGUCUUUACACCAAGGAGUGUAAGAAGCAUAUUCAUACAAUUCUACCUCAUCUGUCUGUGAAUAUUUGUUUGUGCACGCAGACGGCCUUGCGAGUGAAAUUGUGUUUUGCCCGGGCUUUCAUGGCGGUGAGGUAUUCGACUGCGUUCGGGGAGUGGAACACAGGAUCUUAGCAGAGUACAUGUUCCAAGAAACCUUGUAAGUGGGGGCUGUCUGCAGUGUGCACGAGUGAUCAUGGCACGCUCUUUCCAUGUCUUCUUACAGUACAACCUUUGAUACUACCUUUGACUUUGCGCUAAUUGAGCUCGAGAGAAACUCGGUGGGCUCUUGGUUUGGGAUUCGCACGCUGUGCGGUGCAGUCAAAGGCGGUCUGCCGUAUAUCGGGUUGAGUGCAUCGACACGUUCACUUCCAUCGAAUCACACUGUGCGUUCAAUGCUUCUCACUGAUUGCAUCAAUGCAGGUAUCCGAGCGACCUGAACUCAAACGAAUACAGGUUGCCGGACCAGUGGCGCAUGCCCCCGUCCCACCAAGGCCCGGGUGGGCGCAACAGCAGCAUUCACUUCCCCGCAUGCAGACUCGACGGUUCGCAGACUGGAGUUGGUAUGUUUAACUUUUUGACACAUUGGGGCGACACAGGUGAGGCAAAUACAGCAGACGCAUACGUCACUACAUGAACGGCAUGCCGUGGUGUUGCCUAUCUGCAUCAUGCUUGUUUUUGUCAGCCCCUGGCAUGUCCGGCAGGAACGCAUGUUGCAGAAAGCGGUAUGUCUGUCUGUGCUUGCAUGUGAUGCUGUGUGUCUCUGUUUCUUCAGCGGCAUGUACGACACCAAUAGUGAAGGCGUCCCUUACAUCGUGGCGGUGCACUAGUCCCAGGAAUUACGCGACCGUCUUGACGACUGCCGUUGUGGAUGUGAUGACGGUGUGGCAUGGGCAAAUGGAAUGGGGUUGAUAUGCGACUGCACUAACGAUAGAAUGACGGAAUGCAGUAUGUGAGUGAAAGUCAGAUGAUGGCAUGUGUCUCUGUGUGUUUUCUUUCACCGUCGAGUUCACCGUGUGGCCGAUGGAUCAUUCAUAGUAGAAGAAAGGAGGGGGGGCCAGCUGUGACUGAGCGUGCAAUCAGGUCAUGCUGUGUCUCGUGUAGUCGGAAUGGAGGAGGGCCAGUCUUUUUCUUUCUUCCUUCCUUCCUUUCUUUCUUUCGCCAUGGUAGACAGACGAUGAAGUGUUCGUUGCAUUCCAUGACCCUCACACAAUAGAGCGGCGAGAAUGCUUUCGUGCGCGUUGUUGGUGUCAUGGUGCGUGUGUGUGGGGGGGGGGGGGGG
This is a messenger RNA of Vitrella brassicaformis, 2569 nucleotides long. Lineage: Eukaryota; Vitrellaceae. The record is from the annotation of a GenBank genome assembly.